AUGGUUCCUCAAUCGCUCCUUGCAGUCCUCUCGCUGCCUCUGUUGGCCACUGCUCACUUCCACAUGCUCUACCCAACACCGCGCAGCGAUGUCGAUGACACAGAGCCCACUUCCCCCUGUGGCGGCUUUCCAAUCUCGGCGAACCGCACUUCCGUCUCGAAUUCGGCUUUCCCUGUAGCUUUGGAAAUGGAGCACGAUCGAACUGUCGUCCAGAUGCUGCUCGCAUUGGGCAACCAGCCUGGCGACAGCUUCGACAUCACCCUCGAACAGACCUUCCAGCAGCAGGGCUUGGGCGAUUUCUGUCUGCCUACGGUCAAGAUCCCUGCCGGCUUGAACAUCACCGACGGCACCAAUGGUACUUUGCAGGUGAUCACAGAUAACGAGGCUGGUGGCGGCUUGUAUAUAUGUGCCGAUCUCACGUUCACAUCUGAUCCAACAAUUCAAUCCCUGCCAAGUGCUUGUAAGAACGGGACUGGCGUCACAGCCUUCCCACUGUCGGCGAUUGUCAAUGCCAAUGCAACCAAUGGAGAUGGGUCGCCCCAGGGCGGCUCCGGAUCUGGCCCAGCCUCAUCUUCAAGCACCUCAACGCCAAGUGCAACGGCGAGCGGUUCAUCGAGCUCUCAGACUAGCAACAGCGCGGUUGUACUUACUGCUGGCUGGGGCGCGUUGGGUGCUGCGGUCUUGGGGGUGGCCGCCAUGCUGUAA
Molecule: messenger RNA, 705 nt
Organism: Exophiala spinifera
Lineage: Eukaryota; Fungi; Ascomycota; Eurotiomycetes; Chaetothyriales; Herpotrichiellaceae
Exons: 2
Coding region: 1-705 (234 amino acids)
Source: RefSeq, a predicted model, not a curated record